Molecule: messenger RNA, 363 nt
Organism: Nilaparvata lugens (brown planthopper)
Lineage: Eukaryota; Metazoa; Arthropoda; Insecta; Hemiptera; Delphacidae
Exons: 1
Coding region: 1-363 (120 amino acids)
Source: RefSeq, a predicted model, not a curated record
AUGGCAGGAGGCGAUAGGAUAACAAACGAGAUGCUGAAAGUACUGUACUCGAUCUCUUCAGAAACAAUAAUCAGUCUGUUUGAUAGAAUCUUCAGUGAACAUUCGGUACCUCAGCAGUGGAAAACAUCAGACAUAAUUCUACUGUUCAAGAAAGGAGAUCAAUACGACAUCAACAACUAUCGACCAAUAAGCAUUUCAUCUUGUUUCGGGAAACUCUUCAUGAAAAUGCUACAAUAUCGCCUACAACCAAUUAUGAAUGAGCGUCAACCAGUCGAGCAGGCGGGAUUUCGAAGUGGAUUCUCAACGAUUGACCAUCUUCAAGCAGUUAGUCAACUCAUAGAAAAAUGUGAGGAAUUCAUAUAG